ACUCGCUCCUCCUUCUGUACCAAGACAGCCUCCGAAAUGCUUCUCCCGUGAGCGUACGUGGCCAUCACCAAAAAAGUUUACUGGUGGGCAAGAAGUAGCCGUAGUGCAUCUCGCUGAAGACUAUUUUGAGAGUGGUGGCCAGAACGCGCAGUAUUUACUUCAUUUACUGUGUCGUCCAACCAGUCCAACCGAUGUGAACGAACGGCCGGCCACCAGGAUCAUCAUCAUCAUCAUCCUGUAAUGGCGGUGACGCGAUAGUUUCCGAUACGUUCUGAAUGUGGUACAGUAAGUUUAACCUAAUGAUAAAACAAUGUUAUGAAGAGAAAGAAGCAAAACAUCAAACAUCUCGCGCAUGGUUGCAAGAUCAACAUUGCCUUUGACAAAUCUCGCAGACGAGAGGCAACACCGUCUUCAGUACCGGUGAUCGCAUAUUUUGUUAGGCUUAUCGCAAACUUUCUAAGAGUUUUUAGUGAGCAGGAGUUACAGCUGGAGCCUAUUGUGACACUUUGCACUGCACACAAAAGCUGUUGGAUGACUGAGGCGGUGUUUGUUGCCACGUCGAACCUGUGUUGUUUUCGAAUAACUUGUGAAGUUUGAGCAGUCGUCGAUGCAUCUACACACAUAACAAGAUGGCUUUUAAUGAGAAGGUAGACCCAGAAUUGAUCUUCACGAAGCAGGAACGAAUCGGCAAAGGUUCUUUCGGUGAAGUCUUCAAAGGCGUAGACAACAGGACACAACAAGUGGUUGCCAUCAAGAUAAUUGACCUGGAAGAAGCGGAAGAUGAGAUUGAAGACAUCCAGCAGGAGAUCAUGGUGCUCUCUCAAUGCGACUCACCAUGGGUCACCAAGUACUAUGGUUCCUACCUGAAAGGAACCAAAUUGUGGAUCAUCAUGGAGUACCUCGGUGGCGGGUCUGCUCUGGACCUCAUGAAGGCGGGACGUUUUGAGGAGAUGCACAUUGCUGUCAUCCUUAGAGAGGUCCUAAAAGGGCUCGAUUAUCUCCACUGUGAAAGGAAGCUCCAUCGAGACAUCAAGGCAGCCAAUGUUCUUCUCUCGGAGCUUGGGGAUGUCAAGCUGGCUGAUUUUGGGGUUGCAGGACAGUUGACCAACACAACGAGUAAACGCAACACAUUUGUUGGAACACCCUUCUGGAUGGCUCCGGAAGUGAUCAAGCAGUCUGCGUAUGACUCCAAGGCUGACAUCUGGAGUUUGGGAAUCACAGCUAUAGAGCUAGCCAAGGGGGAACCUCCCAAUUCAGACCUGCACCCGAUGCGGGUUCUCUUUCUCAUUCCCAAGAACAGUCCACCACAGCUCAGUGGAAACUACAGCAAGCACUUCAAGGACUUUGUCGAAGCUUGCCUCAACAAAGACCCAGAAAACAGGCCGACAGCCAAAGAGUUGCUCAAGUUCCCAUUCAUUCGCAAAGCCAAGAAGACUUCAUACCUGAUGGACCUUAUAGAGAAACACAAAAGGUGGAAAGCAGCUGGUGGAGGCCAGAGUGACAGUGACUCCGAAGCCUCAGAUUCUGAUGACUCAAAGAUGAACGACACGUGGAAAAGCCUGCGCUGGGACCUGGGCACAGUAAAAGGACCCCAGCAAGAUGACAACAUUCGCACAAAGGUGAAGCUCAAUGGGGAAGGUUCCACUCCCCCAUCAGAUGUCAUAUACAGUCGACCUCCAAAGUUGUCUCCCACACGGCCUCCACCGGUGUCCUACCAGUACAACAAGGAUGAGAUCCACAUUGAAGAGUCUCCUCCUAGCAGUCCCAACAGGGAGUCUGUGGUACCUUUCCAGGUCAACAUUAUACAUCCUCUACUUGAUGAGGCUGAGAAGAGACACAAGAAUAACCACCGUGAUACUGAGCUUGUGGGAGCAGUGGAGGAAUUACGAUUAGCGUUUGAUCGGGCUGAGCGUUCCUGUCCUGGGGUAAGCGACCUCUUUGUACGAGAGAUGCUUCAUCGUCUAGCUCCUGCUCUCAACUCCCAUCUCAUUCAGGAUGCCCUGGAAAGGCUUAGAGAAAGCUCUUAAGGAUGGAGGACGGCCAAGACGAGUGCCAUUCCUUUAGUGUCAACAUUAGCCUGCAGACAGCUUUAUUUAUAUGUCUGCCAUGGAAGACACUCUAGUUAGUUGGGUUUCUUUCUCUUUGUGGUUGUUGCGCACAAGCUAUGUUGAGCAGGAAACGACAUAUCAUUUGUGUUUAUUUGUACAGAGACAAAUUUUAUUUUUCUCUAAUCGCAAUGUGUACAGAAGAGGUUUGUGCUCAAGAGAGAAGAAAAAAACUGUACUAUCCGGUGUGGCGGCAAUUACGGGGGGUGUCUGUCUAACAGCGUCGUGUACAUUUGACACGAAUACUGCCAUUGACUUCUGGCAGCUUAGGUCCAGCAGUACAAGCACAUAUACUUGCUAUUUUUGGGAGGCACAAUGUGAAAUUUAUAAUGGUGAAAAUAGUGAAUCUGAGUAGAUGAUCCAGAUGUGCUGAGAAAUUCUAUGGGAUAUGAUAGGCAGGAUCAUUUCGUCCUUACAGGAGCCGGACGGACUUAUAUUAUUUUUUGGCAGUUGAUGCUCACGACUAAAAAGAGUAGAAGGGUAGUUUUUUGGACUGAAUUGGUUUUUACAUUGGAAUCUCCCUAAGGUGUUGGCGGUUUGAACACAUUUUUCCUUUAUAUCAGCCUUGGGAUAAAAACAUGUUGAAAAGUUUUACCUCCUCUAAACGGGGAGCUGUAAAUAUAAUAAAAUGUACACAAUUGAA
Molecule: messenger RNA, 2748 nt
Organism: Ornithodoros turicata
Lineage: Eukaryota; Metazoa; Arthropoda; Arachnida; Ixodida; Argasidae
Product: serine/threonine-protein kinase 26-like
Exons: 8
Coding region: 630-2027 (465 amino acids)
Biological process (GO): protein phosphorylation
Cellular component (GO): cytoplasm
Molecular function (GO): ATP binding; protein serine/threonine kinase activity
Source: RefSeq, a predicted model, not a curated record